AUGCGGGCGACGCACGCGGCGGUGCGGGACGGCGCGGCGGACGCGCUGCUGCUGAGCGAACACGCGCCGACGGUGACGGUGGGGAAGCGCGCGGCGCUGGGAGAGACGCACGUGAAGAGCUCGAGGGCGGCGCUCGCGCGGGCGGGGAUCGCGGUGCGACGGACGGACCGGGGGGGGGACGCGACGUACCACGGGCCGGGGCAGUUGGUGGCGUACCCGGUGGUGUCGCUGCGGCGCGCGAGGGUCGGCGCGAGGGCGUACGUCGAGGGAUUGGAGGCGUGCGUCGAAGAGGCGCUGAGAGGGAUCGGCGUCGACGCCAGGGGGGGGCGUAAGGGCCGAGAGGGGGUGUGGGUGAAAGAUGGGAAGAUCGCGGCGGUGGGGGUGAAAAUAUCGGCGGGGACGAGCUCGCACGGCGUGGCGAUCAACGUCGAUCCGGAUUUGACGCACUUCGAGCACAUCGUGCCGUGCGGACUCGAGGGGUACGAAGUCACGAGCGUGGUGAAGGAGUUGGGGCGGGCGGUGGCGAUGAGAGACGUGGAGACGAGAGUCGUGGACGCGUUCGCGAGACGGUUUGGGUACGCCGAAGUGUUUUGGUCGGAAGAAGACGAAUGA
This is a messenger RNA of Ostreococcus lucimarinus CCE9901, 612 nucleotides long. RefSeq lists its product with no specific name. Gene Ontology annotation, molecular function: lipoyl(octanoyl) transferase activity. The record is from RefSeq and is a predicted model, not a curated record. Bases 1 to 612 code for a protein of 203 amino acids. Lineage: Eukaryota; Viridiplantae; Chlorophyta; Mamiellophyceae; Mamiellales; Bathycoccaceae. The transcript has a single exon. Gene Ontology annotation, cellular component: mitochondrion. Gene Ontology annotation, biological process: protein lipoylation.